AUGCCGAAUAAGCCUCAUAAAUUCGGCAUCAAGUUUUGGUUAGCAGUUGACGUCGAAUCAAAAUAUAUUGUGAACGGUUUCCCUUAUUUGGGGAAAGAUGAAGCCCGAAGCUCACAAUUGUUGGGUGAGUUUGUCACAUUGACAUUAGCCGAACCAUAUUUAGAACGAGGCAGGAAUAUAACAACAGAUAAUUUCUUUACAAGCAUCCCGCUAGCUCAAAAAUUGCUUGCGCGAAAAACGACGUUGGUUGGGACCAUCCGGUCAAACAAACGAGAACUGCCAAAACCCGUAAAGGAAAAAAAAGAUAAGAUGACUUUGUUUUCCUCAGAUUUAUAUAAAUCAGAAAAUUUCAUCCUUACUGUAUAUAAAAGUAAGCCGAACAUAAAUGUCCUCCUUCUAAGCACCAGACAUACAGGUGUACAAAUAUGUCCAAAUGUGUACAAUAAUCUUCCAGAAACUACAUCAUAUUAUAAUAAAACGAAGUUCGAAGUGGACGUCGUUAACCAGAUGGCACGCAAAUAUAGCGUAAAAGCAGGCAAUUUCCGAUGGCCUCCUCAAAUCUUUUUCAAUAUAUUAGAUUUGGCAGCAAUAAACGCGUGAAUACUAUAUAAACAGUGCACCGGAGCCACAAUAUCCAGGAAACAAUACAUGUGUAGUUUAGCUGAGGAAUUAGGUGCGGAAAACAAGGAGAACAUUUGCCAACGAUCAGACGCUUCUUCAUCAUCUAUAAUACUACAAGAGCGAAAAAGUUGUCAAGUGCGCUACUGCAACAAAAAUAAAAGCAGCAAUUGUUGCAUAUCUUGCAAAGAAAUGGUAUGCGGAAAAUGCACAGGCAAAGUGCAAUAUACCUGUAAAAAAUGUACUCAAUAAGUAGGAUUACCCGUUAGUAUUAUUGUUAUUAUUUCCAUGAUAUUUUUUAAAGGACUUUUUAU
This is a messenger RNA of Nomia melanderi (Alkali bee), 932 nucleotides long. NCBI's taxonomy places the organism in Eukaryota, Metazoa, Arthropoda, Insecta, Hymenoptera, Halictidae. The record is from RefSeq and is a predicted model, not a curated record.